CUGGCGUCGGCGUCGCUGGCGUGCCGAAACCUCCCACGGCGCCGCUGCGUCUGCGAACGCGUCUGCGGACACCUGCUGGACGCCCGCCGCUCUGCUGCGCAAGAGAGAGUCGUCUGCGCAGAAUGAGAUCACCCCUAUUAGCCUAUAUACCUCACUAGCAAGGAAAAGGAUAAUGAUGGCCCCAUAUCUCUGGUAUCGACGGUAGUGGUAGAAGCGCCAUAAUGGACAACAGUACCUGUGGCAACGUAGCCGAGGUGUCCCUCGACUUGGACCCGGAUGCCGACAUCGAGUGUCCGCCGGUGAAGGCCAUGGUGCUGGUUACGUGCGGUAACGUGAGCAGACCGAUGCCGUUCCUCAACGUGUCUACCGAAGUCCCCAUCGAGUACGCACAGCCCAUGCUGGGCUAUGCUAUGCCCUUCCUGCUGGUGAUCACCAUCAUCGCCAACACGCUGAUCGUGGUCGUGCUGUCCAAGCGGCACAUGCGCACGCCCACCAACGUCGUGCUGAUGGCCAUGGCGCUGUCCGACAUGCUGACGCUCCUGUUCCCGGCGCCGUGGCUCUUCUACAUGUACACCUUCGGCAACCACUACAAGCCGUUGGCGCCCACCAGCGCCUGCUACGCCUACCACAUCAUGAACGAGGUGAUCCCGGCGCUGUUCCACACGGCGAGCAUCUGGCUGACGCUGGCGCUGGCGGUGCAGCGGUACGUGUACGUGUGCCACGCGCCGGUGGCGCGCACCUGGUGCACCAUGCCGCGCGUGCUCAAGGGCGUGGGCUGGAUCGCCGGCUGCGCCGCGCUGCACCAGUCCACGCGCUUCGUCGACACGGUGUACGAGCCUUGCGAGGUGCCGUGGCGCGGCCAGCCCGCCGUGCCCGUGUGCGUGCCCACGCUGUCGCCGCUCGUCGAGGCCAUCACGCCCGACGUCUACUUCGUCUCCUACUACAUGUUCCGCGUCGUCUUCGUGCACAUGCUGCCCUGCAUCUCGCUCGUCGUCCUCAACGUGCUGCUCUUCCGGGCCAUGCGCGCCGCCCAGGUCCGGCGCAGGAUGCUCUUCCAGGAGAACCGCAAGAGCGAGUGCAGGAAACUUCGGGACUCUAACUGCACGACGCUGAUGCUGAUCGUCGUGGUGACGGUCUUCCUGCUCGUCGAGAUCCCGCUGGCAAUCGUCACCAUCCUCCACAUCAUCUCGAGCAGCGUCACCGAGAUCCUCGACUACUACGUCGCCAACGUGCUGGUGCUCUUCACCAACUUCUUCAUCAUCGUCAGCUACCCCAUCAACUUCGCCAUCUACUGCGGCAUGUCGCGGCAAUUCCGAGAGACCUUCAAGGAGCUGUUCGUGCGUGGGGCGGUGGUGGCCCACCGGAACGGCGGAAGUUCCAAAUACUCGCUCGUCAACGGACCGCGUACGUGUACCAACGAGACGGUGUUGUAACGACGAGACAGUUGAACCAUACUUCAAGUGAACGCCCGAUGCGACGCGUCGGCUCUCCCUCGUAUCUUCUUCUGUGGCGUCAUUGGAACGCGUUUCAGCAUAACCCCCGCAACAUCACAUUAACUCUUCGUCUUAGUUUCCCCUCUAUCCAACAUCUGGUCGGAUUGGGGUAUCCAUGGUACUCUGAUGAUAUUUCUCAUCUGUUGGAGUUUUAUUUGUUGCUCUCAGACGGUAAUUUCGUCAAAGAGAGGGGCCUGUUAUACUGUAGCGUACUAAGAUGGAUCUCCUCGGCUAGACGUUGACGAGCGAGUGUCAUUCUAACGCACAGCAGUUUCUUCUGUGACUGCACCGUUGACUUCCGCAUACAUCGUAAUUCAAAAUAUCAGCAGAAGACGGUUCAGAACGUAGGCGCCGCAGUCUUACUAUACUGACAACUUCAAUCGCAACAGUCCAACAGUGUAACUUACAUUUUUUACCUUUGUCAAUAUUAUUAACAAGAGCUCUCCCCAAUUUUCAUGUCCUAAUUACACUGAAACACAACGUUGCCAACCAAACAUGUCUGAGUCACAUCAAGCGACCGUGUACUUGAGACCAAGAUUCAAAUGUUCAUAUUUCCUCACCAGGAGAAGAAGAUGAGUGUGGCUGCAAGUAAAAAAAAAAAAAA
Molecule: messenger RNA, 2097 nt
Organism: Schistocerca cancellata (South American locust)
Lineage: Eukaryota; Metazoa; Arthropoda; Insecta; Orthoptera; Acrididae
Gene: SPR
Product: sex peptide receptor
Exons: 6
Coding region: 222-1433 (403 amino acids)
Biological process (GO): G protein-coupled receptor signaling pathway
Cellular component (GO): membrane
Molecular function (GO): G protein-coupled peptide receptor activity
Source: RefSeq, a predicted model, not a curated record